UCAACCCGACCUCAGCCACAGCCCCCAGCCCUGCACGCACACGAGUGUGCACAGACACGCGUGUGAGUUUGUCUGUGAAUUUGCGUGGCCAGGCGAGUCACUGGAGUGUGCACGAACCCGUGUCCACACGUGAGCGCGGAGCCCCCGCGCCGGGGCCGGGGCCGGGGGGUGGGACCAGCCCGGCGAUAAAACGGCGGCGCGGGCGGGACGGGACGGACGGACGGAGCGAGCCAGAGACAGCGGCGGGGCCGGUGCUGGUGCCGGUGCCGGUGCGGAGGGAGCGGCGGAUCCCUCGAACCGCUCAUUCCCCCCUCGGUCCCCUCCCUGCGCCCCCCACCCCGCCAGCCGCGAUGCCAAACUUCUCCGGGAACUGGAAGAUGAAGAGCUCGGAAAACUUCGAGGAGCUGCUGAAGGCGCUGGGCGUGAACAUGAUGCUGCGGAAGAUCGCGGUGGCGGCGGCGGCCAAGCCGGCGGUGGAGAUCCGGCAGGACGGGGAGAGCUUCUACAUCCGCACCUCGACCCCCGUGCGCACCACCGAGAUCCGCUUCAGGGUGGGCGAGGAGUUCGAGGAGCAGACGGUGGACGGGCGGCCCUGCAAGGUGUGUGCCUGGGCACGCACAGGCACCUGCACACGUGUGUGAGUGUAUGUGCAUGUG
This is a messenger RNA of Malurus melanocephalus (red-backed fairy wren), 656 nucleotides long. RefSeq names its product cellular retinoic acid-binding protein 2-like. Gene Ontology annotation, cellular component: cytosol; nucleus. The record is from RefSeq and is a predicted model, not a curated record. Lineage: Eukaryota; Metazoa; Chordata; Aves; Passeriformes; Maluridae. Gene Ontology annotation, molecular function: fatty acid binding. Gene Ontology annotation, biological process: fatty acid transport. The transcript has 3 exons. Bases 351 to 641 code for a protein of 96 amino acids.